Ordospora colligata OC4 is the source of this 1167-nucleotide messenger RNA. Its product is annotated as putative proteasome regulatory complex protein. Bases 1 to 1167 code for a protein of 388 amino acids. The transcript has a single exon. Gene Ontology annotation, cellular component: proteasome regulatory particle, lid subcomplex; nuclear proteasome complex; cytoplasm. The record is from RefSeq and is a predicted model, not a curated record. Lineage: Eukaryota; Fungi; Microsporidia; Ordosporidae.
AUGGAAGCAUUACUCGAGGAUGAAAGGAAGUGUAGAAUAGCAAAUGACUACGAAGGACUGCAGAAGAUAUUUGAAAAGAUGAUGGAGUUGUGCACAACAGAUGAAGAAUUGGCAAGUGUUGUAAGGAUGUUGAGCAUGAAGCGAGGACAGAAUAAGAUGGCAAUGAAAUGGAUGAUCGGAGAGUUGUUCAACAAGAAAAAGAAUGAAGAGGGAUUUAUCAGGUUUUUCAGCUUAAUCUUGAAAGAUGUUAUUGAGGGAAAGAUAUUCAUGGAAGAGGAGAGAAUAUACAUCACUGAGGAUCUCAAGAGAAGAUACGAAGCAGGUAAUGAUGUAGAAAAUGCAUUUGAUGUGGUGAUAAAUGUGCCAGUAGAAACAUUUACUAUGUUAAAGGAGUUUGUGGUGAUCAACUAUCAGCUUGAGCAGUUAAGGCUGUGUAUACUAAACAUGGACUGGAUAAGAGCAGACAUCACGAUGAAGAAGAUUAGAAAGAAGUAUUUUGAUACAAAUGUAGAAACAGUUGGAGAGAAAGUAAAGUUCUAUGAGUUGAGUGUGCUCCUGCAUCUAGGACAACGAAAGUAUUUUGAUGCAUCGUGUAUCUAUUAUGCUCUUAGUGAGCUUGGAGUUAACGUAUGCAAGUAUGUUGUGUUAAGCUCGUUUUUCAGUAUUCUUACGACAUGUGAUAGUGGACUGGAAGAUUUUGUAUCUAAGAAAAAGGAAAUGCUAACAAAGCUUGCUGAAGAUAAAAACAACAGUGAAGCAUCAAGAAAGAUGGUUGGGAUGUUUUUAGCUGAUAUGGUGAUAGACAAAUCUGUCAUAAAUGAGAUUAGAGACGUGUUUUGCGAAGCCACCAACACGUCUAAAUAUUUGAAUGAAAUCGUCUCCUGCAUUGAUGAACACAACUUCAGAGUGAUUGCAAAAUUCCACUCAUCAAUCAGCAUCCAGGACAUGGCAAUGAUAAUGCAGACGCCUGAAGAUGACGUUAUAAACAGAAUAUCGUUUAUGGUGAACAAUAAUUUUGUAAAUGCCAAGAUCGACCAGAAAACUGGAAUGGUUGACUUUGGAACCAGAAAAUGGAGUGAUAAUGUGGGAAACGUACUGGACAAACUGAUCAGAUGUAAUCAUCUUAUACACAAGGAACGGUUACAGGCAUCGAUUAAAGAAGAUUAG